AUGGAUACCCUGCUGACACAACUCGAUGCGCUGGUCCUCAAGCCCGAACUCGCCCCCCUCCUCUCCCUAGUCAAAGGUGCACGCAAUGGAAUCGUCUACGGAUCGAAAGUGCGCUUUCCACAUGCACUGGUAAUGAUAUUCUUAUUCAGAUCCGGAACUAUACGCGAAAAGACCAAGCUCGUUUUCAAAGCUACCCGCCAACAUGCGCGCAAUCUCUCCACCUUCGCGAUAAUCUGGAAAGCAUCCAUGAUCCUCCUCCGGAAUGUCCCUGGUGGAACCGGGAAGGAGGGCCGAUAUGACAGUUUCUUCGCUGGCCUGCUGGGCGGGUAUGCGGUGUUCGGUCGACAGCCUGGCAGUAUUAGCAAGCAGAUUGUCAUUUAUAUUUUCGCGCGUGUGAUGCUUGCGCUGGCCAAAAUGGCCAUUCAGCCGAAUAUGCACCCUCUUUCAUCGAUCAUUACGCCUGAGGCGCGGGACAAGAUGACGAAUAAUGCGUACCCAGUCUUUGCUAGUGUGACUUGGGCGAUGGUGAUGUAUAUUUGGAGGUGGUACCCGGAGACUUUGGCUUCGAGUUUGAGAAGUAGUAUGGUGUACAUGUAUGUUGUUCUGGAGGUUAUUUGGGGAUAUCCUGCUGACAUUGAUUUAGUUAUGGCGACUCGGAUAAUUGGGAUUCCUUGCGCACGCUUCUGUUGCAUAACAAAUGAGGGAGUUCUUUUCUUUUUUUCGGCGUAUAGAGCGGUCAUGAUUGGUGUUUUUCAGAUUCGAUGUGCAUCGUUCCAGGCCCAGCUCGUUUUUGGUUUGCACUGUAUUAUGAGGUAUGGGCUUUUGUAUUUACUUUUCUAUUACAAUAUAUAUACACAGACGAUAUUGUCUAGGGUUGGGCAGAAACAUUCACAUUAA
Penicillium salamii is the source of this 897-nucleotide messenger RNA. The record is from the annotation of a GenBank genome assembly. Lineage: Eukaryota; Fungi; Ascomycota; Eurotiomycetes; Eurotiales; Aspergillaceae.